Molecule: messenger RNA, 3319 nt
Organism: Mus pahari (shrew mouse)
Lineage: Eukaryota; Metazoa; Chordata; Mammalia; Rodentia; Muridae
Gene: Lrif1
Product: ligand dependent nuclear receptor interacting factor 1
Exons: 4
Coding region: 370-2622 (750 amino acids)
Biological process (GO): regulation of DNA-templated transcription
Molecular function (GO): nuclear retinoic acid receptor binding
Source: RefSeq, a predicted model, not a curated record
GUAUGCCUAAGAUCGCUGCCUCUAGGAGCUCGGUUUUGGUGGGCGCGGACUCUGAUCAGGCCCUGUUGAGAGCGGUGCUAUUGAUGCCACGCCCCCACGUCCUCUCUGACUGGCUGUGAUGCGUCACAUAGCCAGAGGAGACUCGCCGGAAAACUGUGAGCUUGCCUGAGCAAGGAGGUAUGCGUCUUCCGGCUUCUACAGCCACUUCCCACGGAAGCUGGGGGAGCCGCCCUCUCAACUAUCUCCCGUCACACCCUUCCGUUCGCUCGCCUCAGACGCUGCCCCUCCACAUUCGCGCUCUGGUUCGCGCCUACUUGGGGACGCUGUCCCCCCGGUACUCACUGCCCUACCCCCUCCCACCCAUCUAAAAUGUCUAAUCGUCUCCAGAACGUCUUUCUGAAAACCGCAGAGGAAAAGUCAGGCUCGCACUGUAUUUCAGGGUGCAUGUACCAAGUAGUUCCUACGAUUGGCACCGAUGGAAAAAACCUUCUGCAAUUACUUCCAAUUCCUAAAUCUUCUGGAAGUCUUAUCCCAGUAGUUCAAUCUCCAGUCAUGUCUCACGGUUUGAAAGGGAAUACUGAGAAACCAGUUCAAGUUACUUUUCAAACUCAGAUUUCCAGCUCUUCCACAAAUGCAUCCGUUCAGUUGCCUGUUUUUCAGCCAGCCAAUACUACAAAAUGUUUUUUUACAGGAGCAAUAGAUACAACAGGAAAAGAUAGACUUACUUCUGUGGGGACUGGAAAUUUUACACCACCAAUUUCUAACAUUCAGAAUCAUGGUGUGAAAAUUCAUAAACUCACCAGGCAAAUAUUUACUAUUCCUCCCUCAACACAAAAUGAUUCAUCUUAUUUUAUAGUCAAUAACCCAAGUCUCCCAGCAAAUGUGAAUUCUUCAAUUUUGCCUUCUGGGAAUCAUUUAAAGAUUCCAGUCCAUGCUGAAGUGAAAUCUGUCCUUGCAUCAUCCUUGCCUCCUUUGGUUCAGCAAAAGAUACUUGGAACUGCAACCACAAGUCCCUCAGGAACAGCUGUGGUCUCCCACAUACCUGUGCGUCCUGUAAACUCAGUGAAAUUUAUUGUUACCAAGAGAACUCAGAUUAUUUACCCCAAACCAGUGACAUUCAGUACCUCGCAAAUUCCACCAAAUGUUGCUACAGAAACACAAUUAAAAGGUGGUCAGCAUCCUCAAGCUGCUCCAGUGAACUCGAUUUUUCAGGAGUAUCUACGGCCUGGAAUUCCAUGUCUUGUUCCUGUUAAGUCUUCAAAUAAUGUGGCUACAAAGGUUUUAAACACUUUUGUGGGUAGAAAAAAUCUGGGAGAUAAUACAAUAGAUACACCUAUGUUGAGUACCAACAGUUCUAGCAGGACACAGGCCGUAAGUGAACCUAUUAAAGAUAAUGCUUUGAUAAUGUUUAAUGGGAAAGUCUGGUUGAAUAAAAAGGGGACAUACGGUCUACCAUCAAAAAUUGACCAGCAGAAUUCUGUUUCUUCUGAUAUUCCACUAAAAGAUUCAUCACAGGUAGUAAGUUCAGGUAGAGUCACAGAAAUAUCCAGAGAGGUUUUAAAUAGUGUUUUGUUUAAAAGUAAAUCUUUUCAGUUGAAGACAAAAUCACUUUCACAUUCCCAGCUUGCUUCCAUGGCCAGUCUAAGAGCAGAGAAGAAUGAAAAAGUGGAGAGACCAUCUUUUUCUGUCACAAAUCCACAUACUAGGAACCAGUCCACUCAUUGCCUUAAACAGAGUAAGACUGUAUUUAUAAACCCAGUUUCUCCAGAUGGAUUUAGGACAGGACAGAAUGCCCCCAGAAAAGGAAAUCUCGUCCAGAACAUAGAGAAAAUAUGUUCCUCUGUUGAUGCAGCAACUGUUACUUCUCAACAGUGUGUUUUCAGAGACCAAGAAUCACAGACCCAAUAUGAGAUGGCAUCAGUAAUAAAAAAGGAAAUUCAAGAAAGAAGUGACAAGAAAUAUUCUCAAGGAAGCCAUACUAAUAUUAAGGCAUCAUGUCUGAAGAACGAUACUGAAUUUAAAAAGAUAUUUGGUCUCACUAAAGAUUUGAGAGUAUGUCUUACUCGAAUUCCUGACCAUCUGGGCUCUGGAAAAGGUUUUAAUUUCUUUAACAGUUUGGUGAAAAGUAGUUCUUACAAAGAUGCAAACUUUGUGGUGAAGGAAGAAGAAAAACAGAGUUUCUCUAAGAAAAGAAAAGCGGAAACCUUGAAGAAGAUGGGUAAAACAAAAAAGAGAAAAAUUGAGAACGCUGAUGACACAGUCAUGAACGUCAUGAAUGGAACUGAUGUUGCUAGUUCCCAACUCCUUAGUAGUAUUUUACCAACAUCAGAUAUAUCACAACCUAACAUUGUCACAAGCCAUAGUACAACCGGGGAAGACAAGAGAACUGAGGCAGAACACUGUUCUCAUGAGAAGCAGGAAAAAGGCACGUUAAGUUCAAGCACAUCUUGUGAACAAAGUACUUUUUUUAAUAGAAGCUUUACUGAAGAUAUUUUUCCAGUGACACCACCAGAACUAGAAGAAACCAUCAGAGAUGAAAAAAUAAGAAGACUUAAGCAAAUUCUAAGAGAAAAAGAGGCAGCUCUUGAAGAAUUGCGUAAGAAGAUGUACCAAAAACAAUAAAAUGUCUAUGGAUAAAGGACUUACAUUAUUACAGUAGUUCUCGCCUACCUGUCAGGGAUCCCCACUGGAUGCCUGAAACUGGAGAUGAUACCAAAUCUUGUAUAAAACCACUGUAAAGUCAUGACAUUUGUUAACAACUAAAUGUCUGCUUAGAUAUAACAAACAAGUUAUAUAAAUAUACUGAAUGAAGAGGAUAAUCUAUAUCCUUAACAGAAAACUGGAAUUUUUGUCCCACAACUCGGAAAGUAAUUUAAAAGUUACAAAUUCAUUCUUUCUGGAGUUUUUCAUCUAUACUUAGACACCUGUAUAUGAUGGGGAACUAAAAAGUAACUGCAAGUUAUAAGGGGCUACUCUGUUACUUGUAAAGGCUCUAUGAAAGUGUCUUUGUAUAUGAAAAAAGUUCUAAAAAGGGUUGAGUCAUGACUUGUACUUGUUUUGGAAGAAAAGUUGGGUAUUUUUCUGUGAAAUGCAAUUCUCCAAGUUGAGCAGUUUUGUAUAGGGUUUCUGUUAAAUGUUUUAAAUUCCUCAGGUCUUACCCUAAGAAUAUUGUGUAUAAAUUCUACAAUCCAAGGUAUAAAGUCAGCUGUAAGCAUAACUUUACCACUGAGUUUAAUGUGGACGGUCUUGGUCUUCUUACUCCUAAAAAUGAUAUGAUCUAUUUGAUAUUGUUAUUUUUAUUUCAUCAAUAAAAUCUAUU